This is a messenger RNA of Lolium perenne, 981 nucleotides long. Lineage: Eukaryota; Viridiplantae; Streptophyta; Magnoliopsida; Poales; Poaceae. The record is from RefSeq and is a predicted model, not a curated record.
AUGGCUGCGGCAAAGGAGAAGGGUGAGGCUGGCGGAGAGACUUCUCAGGCGGGGAAGGAACCGUCGCUAGAGGAUCUGCCGAAUAGCCUGAAUCUCAAGGAAGAGGAUAUUGAGGGUCUGUUUGUUGCAAAGAAGGAUGGGGAGGCUCUGAAGGAGGAGGUGAAGUGGAUGGCAGUGAUGCGGCUCCUGUCCUCAAAACCGUUCAGCGCUGUGUCUUUGAAGAAGACUAUGAAUUUCGCCUGGGCACCGUCCAAGGAGAUUUCUUUCCGCGAAAUAGAGGAGAACAGGUUUUUGGUACAGACAAAUUGUCUAGGCGAUUGGAGGAAGAUCACUGAGCAAGGGCCGUGGAUUUUCCGCGAUCAUGGACUUCAGAUCGAGAAGUAUGAUGGGAGUUGCCGUGCCUCGGCAGUGGAGCUGAAUAGGAUCCAUGCAUGGGUCCGUAUACAUGAUGUGCCUGAACUCUACCGAAGGAGAACCCUGAUGGCGGGUGUGGCGGAGAGCAUCGGUGAAGUAAUUCAGGUGGAUAUGAAUGGCGCUGGUUUAGACGGCGGGAAUCAUGUGAGAGUGAGGGUGUGGUUGGAUGUGAGAAAAUGCCUCACUCGUUUUGUGGCGUUCAAGCCUGAAGGGGGUACUCAGGUGAUCAUGCGUGUUAAGUACGAGAAGCUUCCUCGGUUUUGUGCUGUUUGUGGCUUUUUGGGACAUGAACAGGAGGAGUGUGGCUCGGGAGAGCAUCCAGCGGAGGCUGUGAAAUUCGGUAAAUGGCUGCUGGCUGACACUCCGUGGAACAGGAAUCAGCUGCAGGGUGGGGGCUUUGCUAGUCGAGAUAGGAAGGGGCUGGAGGUGGUGUGGAGGGACCAGGCCGUGGUGCUGGUCGUGGUGGAAGAGGCAGGGGCCGCGGGGGACGUGAAGGAGGACAUAGUCGAGGAGAACCCCCGGAUGCAGGAGAGAACAAGAAGAGGACCUCGGCGGAAGCACGUCUAG